Parnassius mnemosyne (clouded apollo) is the source of this 507-nucleotide messenger RNA. The record is from the annotation of a GenBank genome assembly. Lineage: Eukaryota; Metazoa; Arthropoda; Insecta; Lepidoptera; Papilionidae.
AUGGGCUCAUGCGUUACGAAGGCAGACUCAAACGUAGCAAAUUCUUCGCCUCCUAAACCAAAGAAAAUUGAAAUUCACGAUAUUUUGAUACUACCUAAAUGGAUACCUAAUGCGAAGAAGCAGGGUUCUAAAAGGACUGUUCCUAAAGCUAUAUGUUUAACACCUGUUCAGCCGUCAACUUCCAAACUGCAAACUAACCACACACCACAACAGCCAAAGCAAAAACCUACAAGAACAACAGUCAAGGGAAAAGGUAAAUCAGUUACUCAAAAGAAGCGCAAACUAUCACUGCCAGAAGACGACGAUUGGACAUGUCACACGUGUGAUGGACUGUACUCCAACGAUGUGUCCUCAGAAAACGGAGCUGAAUGGAUAACUUGUUCUUAUUGCACGUUACCCUAUCACGUGCAUUGCCAAAGUCAAGAUAUUAUACUAAAAGGAAGCCAACAACAAAUCUUCAUGUGUGACGCUUGCAGUGUGAUAGAUAGUGAUGAUGAUGAUCACUAG